AUGCCCAGGGAUGAAGGUGAACAUCAUUUCCUGGCGGACAAAGAUAGCCCCAAUGGGCUGGACUCCCAGCCCCUUCUUCCAGGGCCACCCGUCGAAGACCACGAAACUACAAACCAUGCGAAUCCCGCCAGCGCGACCCGCCACGGACAGCCGCACCACUCCUCUAUAUCGCAGCCGGUCCCAGAGGGACAACGACGCACCCCUCGGACCAUGAAUCGCGUUCGUUUCGACCUGGAGGAUGAAUCGGAGGAAGAGCGUCACUCGGAACAUCAUUCUCGCGACUCAGACGAUAUCUCAUGGCUCGAAGAAGAGGACUUUGGCCGCGGCGAUGGCAGGCAGCGCCAGAUGGUUCCUUUGUUGACGGAUAUCGAGGCCCCGAGUGUCACACUCGCGACGUCUGAUGAGUUCUUCCCUGAAGAACACCUGGAAAGUGCCCGCCCAAGGAGCGGGAUGCGCAUGGCCUUCAUGAAUAUGGCCAACAGCAUCAUUGGAGCUGGCAUCAUAGGACAGCCUUAUGCGCUCCGCCAGGCAGGAUUGACGAUGGGAUUAGUGCUUCUCGUUGGGCUUACGGUUGCGGUAGACUGGACAAUUCGACUUAUAGUGGUCAAUUCGAAGCUGAGCGGAGCAGACUCGUUCCAGGCGACCAUGCAGCAUUGCUUUGGCAAGAGCGGACUUAUCGCUAUCUCCGUUGCUCAAUGGGCAUUCGCUUUUGGUGGAAUGAUCGCGUUCUGCAUCAUCGUUGGGGAUACUAUACCACAUGUCUUGGGUGCCUUAUUCCCUUCGCUUCGUGACAUGUCCUUUCUCUGGCUACUGACUGAUAGACGGGCCAUCAUCGUGCUCCUUGUUCUGGGCAUUUCAUACCCGUUAUCUCUGUACAGGGACAUUGCUAAGCUGGCGAAAGCAUCCGCGCUGGCCUUGAUUAGUAUGAUCAUAAUCGUGGUUGCUGUGAUCACGCAAGGCUUUAGAGUGCCUUCUGAGUCACGUGGGGACGUGAAAAGUCUAUUGUUUGUCAAUUCAGGCUUUUUCCAGGCUGUUGGGGUGAUAUCAUUUGCAUUUGUUUGCCACCAUAACAGCCUUUUGAUCUAUGGCUCGCUCAAGAAACCAACACUGGAUCGUUUCGCAAAAGUGACGCACUAUUCUACUGCAGUCUCGCUUCUGACAUGCUUAGCCAUGGGUGUUUCCGGAUUCUUGUUCUUUGGGUCGCAAACUCAAGGCAAUGUGCUCAACAAUUUCCCGUCGGAUAACAUCUUGAUCAACAUAGCAAGGCUUUGCUUCGGCCUGAACAUGCUUACAACUCUCCCGUUAGAGGCAUUCGUAUGCCGAUCGGUCAUGACAACAUACUACUUCCCUGAUGAGCCCUUCAAUAUGAACCGGCACUUGAUCUUUACCUCUGCCCUGGUUAUUACUGCGGUUGCCAUGGCUCUUAUCACGUGUGACCUAGGGGCAGUUUUCGAGUUGAUCGGCGCAACGAGCGCAGCAGCAUUGGCUUAUAUCUUUCCUCCUCUGUGCUACAUUAAGCUGAGCAAUGUCUCCCACAAAGCUAAGAUACCUGCAUAUCUAUGUAUUGUCUUCGGAGUUGUCGUUAUGGGAGUUAGUCUGCUGCAAGCAGUCGCGAAAAUGAUAAGUAAUGAAGGCGGCGCCAGCACUUGUGGUGCCUAGGCAAAGUGCUGUUGGGGACAGCUUAUAUUGUGCAACGAUUAUUUUUCCUUCACCCAUGUCAUAUAAUCGAUAGACUUUUCCAGUUCUUUCGUUCACAACUGAUGUACAUAGAGAAGUGUAUGAUCGAGAAGAACAACGCCGUCCAGGGCUAUAUUGAGAAGUGUCCGGCUUUCAAGUGAGGAGUGAGAAAGCGUCUUUGCUAUGAGAGC
Messenger RNA from Aspergillus homomorphus CBS 101889, 1868 nucleotides. RefSeq names its product putative amino acid transporter. The transcript has 6 exons. NCBI's taxonomy places the organism in Eukaryota, Fungi, Ascomycota, Eurotiomycetes, Eurotiales, Aspergillaceae. Gene Ontology annotation, molecular function: amino acid transmembrane transporter activity. Gene Ontology annotation, cellular component: endoplasmic reticulum. The coding region runs from base 1 to 1659 and encodes 552 amino acids. Gene Ontology annotation, biological process: amino acid transmembrane transport. The record is from RefSeq and is a predicted model, not a curated record.